Rhopilema esculentum is the source of this 2717-nucleotide messenger RNA. Its product is annotated as acid-sensing ion channel 1-like. Gene Ontology annotation, biological process: sodium ion transmembrane transport. Lineage: Eukaryota; Metazoa; Cnidaria; Scyphozoa; Rhizostomeae; Rhizostomatidae. Gene Ontology annotation, cellular component: plasma membrane. The record is from RefSeq and is a predicted model, not a curated record. Gene Ontology annotation, molecular function: ligand-gated sodium channel activity.
ACAACAGCAACAACAACAGCAACAGCAACAACAACAAUCUCAAUCAAAACAGCAGCAGCAACAAAACAAUAACAACAACAAAACAAAAACGCAAAAGCAGAAGUUACAGCAAAAGCCAUCAUCGCAAAAGUUAACUGUAGGUUGACGUUUCGAAACCAGCUCGAUGAAUAAAGUUCUUGAAAGAAUACAGCAGUUGUCCAUGAAGAAUCAGCCAAGAAAAAUCAGCCAAAAAGAAUCAGCCGAAAGAAAAGCCUGUGAUCCAGACAUAUUGCUGUUGUAGCAUGUUGCUGUAAUGUUGCUUGAAGAUAUCACCUGCCAUUUCCAAUAUAUUUGAUGAAAUUUAUUGAAGAAAACAAAAACGAUUUAUUGUCGUUGUUACAGUAUAAUACUAAGGAUACCCGCAUUGUCAAAAGGUUUUUAGAAAUAAACUGGACGGAGAAAGAAAAAAAAUGCAGGUGUUGAUAUUGAAGAGGUAAAGGAAAAAUACACAAGAAGCAGCACACAGAAAUCUUUUUGGCAGAGGAUUGAUUUGGGUUGUUAUCUUACGCUAGAGAAAACAAACUACUUGCAUUUACGACCUUUUCCCGGGAGCCAUAAGGAGAUGCAGAAAAAAGCGAAACUUAACGGAGGAAAUGGAGGCUCCGAAACAGAAGCAAGUUUGGAAGCAAAUACAAAUGUUGCCAUAAUGAACAAGCAUGACUCCGAACAGAAAAGUCAUAUUCUGAAAGAUAUCGAUUCCUUGACAAUCCAUGGCCUGCCGAAAGUGUUUUCAUCAAAAACGUACAUUUCAAGGAUUAUCUGGCUGGUUAUUUGCCUCUCUGCUCUCGUAUUUCUUGUCAUUACGGCAACAAAAAGCCUUAUCAAGUAUUACAGACACGAAGUCUUCAUUGCAGUGGGUACAAAACCUACCACCCACAUGCAUCUACCUGCAGUCACAUUCUGCCAUACAAAUUACUUCAAGCCAAGGCUUUAUGACGAAGAGGCACCAGUGUUUCAGCAUUUUCCAAAAAAUUGUAGUUUCAUAGACGACAAAUAUUUUGUGAAUGACAUGAACAAACAUAUGUUUUACUUUGCCUGCAGAUUGUUCAUCGGCACACUUGAUGCAAAAACAUCAGGAGUUGGUCAGGAUUCGCCAGAAUACUUUCGUUUCCCAGACAAAUUUUCACUUCUUCCAAACAUUUAUCCGUGUUUCACGCUCAACAGGAAUUCGACACUUAAACAAAAUGCCAGCGGUGAAAAAUACGGUUUGCACAUGAUCCUUCACAACGAAGAAAUAAUCGAUAAAGAAUUCACUUAUGCAAAAAAUGACCAGCCACUUACAGAGAGGCGCCAAGGAGUAAUUGUACAUAUACACGAUCCAAAGCAACAUGUCCCUAUUUCUGAUGGAAUUCCCAUCCCAGAAGGAUUUCAUACACAUGUUGCCAUAAGAAGAAGAAUUAUAAAACUCAAACCCAGCCCUUACCCGUCGAAAUGCGUUCGAGGGGACGAACAAGACAAAGAGAGCAUAUAUCCUGGCAAGAACACUCAAAUGCAAUGUUACAGUUCGUGCUUCUUCAAACAAACCUAUAAACAAUGCCCUGGUGUAUUUUUAGAGAUGCGAGGCUUCAUGGGCCCCCCAAAGUACCCAAAAGUGGCUAAGUAUGGCGACCCACAGCUCUUUAAGUGCUAUAAUGAAUUCAUAACGAAGUUUGAUAAUCAAAAAUGCAACUGCAGUCCUAUUUGCGAAGAAGAGGCUUACGAAGUUAAAGUAAAUCGUAACCCAUGGCCGCAAAGUUGGCAGGCAUCUUCAGUGUCACAUAUCGUCUCGGCGAUGAAAGGAGUAGAAAGUGUGAGUCCAGAUGAGGUUAGAGAAAGGCUGAUCAGGCUCAGUGUCUAUUACGAUGAGAUGACGGAAACAACAUUUGAAGAGAAAGAGAUGUAUGAUCUUUCAGCUUUUACCAGUGACUUAGGGGGGCAAAUGGGCUUGUUUUUGGGAGCUUCGUUGUUAUCUUUAAUUGAAAUUUUUGCUCUUUUGUUCAGCUUUCUUGGUAAUAAAUUUUUUGGCAGCAAUAAAGUAAAGGCGUUUUCGGUGAAAUAAAGUUUUGUUGUCAAAUCGAACUAUCGUGACAAGAACAUCCGUUCUCUCCCUCGAAGAUGCCAAAUCUUAUGUACUCUAUAUUGCUAAAAGUAUGAGCUUGUAAACGUUAUAAUGUUAGAGUUAGCAUUCGCUGUAUAAAAAUGGAUGCAAUGCGGACUUCACACAUUGUUGAAUUAUAUCACUAUUUUUAAGAAAAGAUUAAUUCUACAUUUUUCAUUGGUAACAAUACAAAGGAAAUUAUGUAAUGUCGCGGCUUAUAAUACAGUAGAUACGGUAAGCACACACAAUGUUGAAUUAUACGGCUUUAUUCGAGCUUACACUAUACUUGCUUACACGAGCGUUAUAUGUUGAUGAUAUUUGAUUUGAUUAACUGGACGCCAAAAUUUUUCUAGGAUUGAAAUAAUAUAUUGUCCUACAUGCUGGCCAAUUUGAGUGAUUAAAAAAUUAAUAGAUGCUUUCGAUAAAUUAUUGAUGGUAAUGCAGAAAAUGAAGAUUUUGGCUGUGAAGGUCCUUUCAAAUCAGUAUACGGAAUUGGAUUUGUUGGAUGUCAUAUCUGAACAGAUUGUACCAUAACCCUAGUCCACAGAUGCCAGCUCAGUCAACCAACACCUUGAAAAGUAUAACAUCCAUGUAUAUCCAA